Molecule: messenger RNA, 200 nt
Organism: Amoebophrya sp. A120
Lineage: Eukaryota; Dinophyceae; Syndiniales; Amoebophryaceae
Source: the annotation of a GenBank genome assembly
CACGUUCUUGACACAGUUGUAAAUACUCUUUUUUUCAGCCAGAUUUAUCUAUAAGCCUCAAUUAUCUGUCUAAACACCGAAACAAACCAUGUUUCCUCAAGCCAUCAAAUUCAUACUGCUUCACGCAGGGGCGUUGCUUUGCGGCUUUUUUUCAUCGCGAAAUUUCUGUCAAUACCUGUAUUAUUCUGGCACCGCCUGGC